Molecule: messenger RNA, 5224 nt
Organism: Python bivittatus (Burmese python)
Lineage: Eukaryota; Metazoa; Chordata; Lepidosauria; Squamata; Pythonidae
Source: RefSeq, a predicted model, not a curated record
GGUGAAGCUGCCGCUGCCGGCCGAGCGGGUCACGCUGGGCGACUUCAAGGCGCUCCUCAACCGGCCCAACUACAAGUUCUACUUCAAGUCCAUGGACGACGAUUUCGGGGUUGUGAAAGAGGAGAUUUCAGAUGACAAUGCAAAGCUUCCCUGUUUCAACGGGCGAGUGGUGUCUUGGCUGGUGUCCGCUGAGGGAUCCCAUUCGGAUGCUGGGUCUGUCUGUGCCGACAGUCAGCCGGAACUGCCACCCUCCAUUGAGCGAACUGGAGGUAUUGGAGAUUCCAGACCCCCUUCUUUUCACCCAAAUACCGGAGGAAGUCGAGAGAACUUGGAUAAUGAGACAGAGACAGAUUCCGUGGUGUCAGUUCCGAGGGAACGGCCACGAAGGAAAGAGGGUCCUGAGCACGCACCUAGGGUGAAUGGGGUGGCCAAGGGGGACCGGCGGCGAGAACUCGGGGGCUAUGAAAGCUCCUCUACUCUGAUGAGUAGUGAACUGGAGACCACCAGCUUCUUCGAUUCAGAUGAGGAUGAUUCCACCAGCAGGUUCAGCAGCUCUACAGAACAAAGCAGCACUUCGCGCCUUAUGAGAAGACAUAAACGCCGUCGGCGGAAACAGAAAGUAGCCCGAAUUGAAAGGUCUUCGUCUUUUAGCAGCAUCACUGAUUCCACCAUGUCGCUGAAUAUCAUCACAGUUACUCUCAACAUGGAGAAGUACAACUUCCUGGGCAUCUCCAUUGUUGGGCAAAGCAAUGAGCGUGGUGAUGGAGGCAUCUACAUUGGCUCUAUCAUGAAGGGAGGUGCUGUUGCAGCUGAUGGAAGAAUUGAACCAGGAGACAUGCUGCUCCAGGUGAAUGAUACCAACUUUGAGAACAUGAGCAAUGAUGAUGCUGUGCGAGUGCUGAGGGAGAUUGUGCACAAGCCGGGGCCCAUCACACUGACGGUCGCCAAGUGCUGGGAUCCGAGUCCCAGGGGCUGCUUCUCAUUACCCAGGAGUCUAGAUGACUUUCAUCUCUCCAUCCAUAGUGAUAUGGCCACCAUUGUCAAAGCCAUGGCCUCACCAGAGUCAGGCUUGGAGGUGCGUGACCGCAUGUGGCUGAAGAUCACCAUUCCCAGUGCCUUCAUUGGUUCGGAUGUGGUUGACUGGCUCUACCAUCACGUGGAGGGCUUUACGGACCGGCGAGAAUCCCGCAAAUAUGCCAGCAACCUGCUGAAAGCUGGCUACAUCCGACAUACGGUCAACAAGAUCACCUUCUCGGAGCAGUGCUACUACAUCUUUGGAGACCUCUGUGGCAACAUGGCCAACUUAUCCUUGCAUGACCAUGAUGGAUCCAGUGGGGCCUCUGACCAGGACACGCUGGCUCCAUUACCUCACCCAGGAGCGGCCCCUUGGCCCAUAGCUUUUCCUUACCAGUAUCCACCCCCGCACCCGUACAAUCCCCACCCUGGCUUUCCUGAUCCAGGCUACAGCUACGGAGGGGGCAGUGCAGGCAGCCAGCACAGUGAAGGAAGCCGGAGCAGUGGUUCAAACCGCAGUGGCAGCGAGAGGAGGAAAGACCGAGACCCCAAGGCUGGAGAGUCCAAGUCAGGUGGCAGCGGCAGUGAGUCCGACCACACCAGCCGGAGCAGCAUUCGGCGGGAGCGAGCAGCCAGCGAGUGCUCUGUGCCAGGCAGCCAGCGCAGCCACCACUCCAUGGCCCACAGUGUGCGCAGCCACCACAGCCAGCAGUCUUACGGGCCUCCUGGCCUCCCACCUCUCUACAGCCCUCCCAUGCUCCUGAUGCCACCACCACCUUCUGCCCUGGGACCCCCCGGGGCCCCCCCAGGCCGAGAUCUGGCCUCGGUGCCCCCUGAACUGACGGCCAGUAGACAGUCAUUCCGAAUGGCCAUGGGCAAUCCCAGUGAGUUCUUUGUGGAUGUAAUGUGAAGCCCCUUCCCUCCCUCUACCUGUGUGGGCUGCCCCUGCCUGUUUGUCUCUCCUAAGAAGAGCACACUCUGCGUGAGACAUUUGUCUUUCUCUCUCUCUCUCUGGUUUUUUUUUUUUUUUGACUUGGCAUUUAUGAAAAGGAGGGAGGAAAUAAAGUGAACUAAACUGUUUGAUUCUAAUCUUUCCUGUAAGUGGCUCCAGCAGCCUCUCCGGAACCCCCCCUCCCAAUGUGAUUCCCGAAAAGAACAACCCUAACCCUGCUUGUAUUCUGACCCGCUAACCUGUGCGCUAAUCCAUUAAUCUGCAUCUGCCUGGGACCUCUGCUGCUCACCUGUUUUUUUCCACGCCAGCCCUAAACACGUGCCCUCUUUCUUCUCCUUGCCCCUCUUGUAUUCCUCUCUGCCGAGCAGCCAAGAAUUACGGGGUGUUUGACUUCCUUUGAGCUGGCCAGCCGUUGUGGGGAGAGCUGCAGCACACUGUGGUGGUUUGGUUUCCCUUGCCACCAAGAGAGGAAGACAUAGAGCCUUUUGGGCCUACUUGGGGGCAGAAGAUGACUUCUUUGUUGGAAGAUGCCCCUCCUUAUCCAUAAGCCCAGCAGGGCUAAGCUCCAGCUGUGUCCCUCUUCAGCAACAGCGUGGCCCCACACGUGGGACUAUGAGAUGGGUGAGCCCCCACCUGCCGGAUGGUAGUGACUUCCCCUUCCUUACUAAAGCUCUGCUCCUCAGACUGAUGAAGGUCUUUCUAGGGAAAUGCUGGAGGCCAAACCUGAUUUUUGGAUGCCUCAUGCAUCGAAGGAAUCCAGUAGCAAGAGGGCCAGGACAUUUUAUCCUCAAGGUACCCCAAGCUGAAGGACCAUAGCUUUCUUCUGGAAAAACCUUUCUAAUAGAGCACCGUUGAGUAAAUGCAAAGAACGCUCUCUUGAAAACCCAGGAUUUGUUCCUUGCUUGCUUUCUGAAACACCAGUGCUGAUAAUGAGUCAUGUUCUGGUUGUACUGCUCCUGCAUCUAAUGGACGCUUCAGUAGAUUUCUUUCUGCUACUACUUUUUCACAUGCUUCCAGUCUUCCAUAUACUGUCUCUAGUGAAGAUUUUGAGUUCCCUCCCAUCACUUGCUUUGCCCCUAUUUUGUUUUAAGUUCCGUGUGCCCAGGCUACAUUCUGACUACAACCUGCAUUAGUUCUUUCCUCUUUCCCUUUUGUUGCUAUGUGAACUUAUGCUGCUUUCAUUCUGUUUUUUUCAAAGAAGCCCAAAACAUGGGAAAAUCCCAGCAACUAAGGGCCAGGAGGGCAGGGAAAAAUGUAAAAGCAAUUAUCCCUGAACGAAAGGCCUGACUUCUGAGAGAUUGUGUUAUGGUUGGCAAACUCUUUUGUUCUCUCCUUCCUUAAUCCCUUUCCCAUGAUUUCUGGGAGUUAUGAACCUUUCUGCUUGUAUGCAGCUUUUUUGAGAAUAGUACUGGUCACAGCUGGGAUUUGCCAGCCAAAUGUUCCAUUUGCUCUCUGACCGUAUCAUACCACUGAAACACACACAUUCAAAUUCUGGUUCUCAAGGGCUGGGUUCCUGCAACAUGCUGAAGCACAAACUAAAGAUUGUUACGAUUCAACUCUUAAUGACUUCAUGGAUGCAUCCAUGUAGUUUCCUUAUCCUCCUGGGAUGUCUUCUUACUUCCUAGUCCAGCAUCAACAUGGAUUUCCUGUUGACCUAUCCAAGUACUGCCUAGUUCCAAGCUUGCUUAGUUUUCUGGAGAUCAGCCAAGGUCAGCUAGGAGUUGCCACAUGCUGUGAUUAUCCAACCCUGCUUUACCUACCCUAAUAUGUGGUGUGAACCCAUCUAAUGAGCUAGUUUUAGGCAUUGCCCCUUUAGUUGUGGUGGUGGUGGCUCUUGAUUAUCUGCUUCUUGUGCAGGACCAUGUCAGGGGUGCGUGGUCCACAGAGUUCCUUUGCUUUAGCUUCAGUGUCUAUCAGUCAAGCAUCACUGUGAAGAGUGAGUUCAGAGAACCCGAUUCUCAAAAGCGACACUCAUGGGAAAUUUAUGAUGGCAGCUAGACCCACCUGUCUCUUGGUGCUUGGAAUGCCAGAACAAAACAAAGGGGAGGUGGAAAGCUUACCUUAUUUGCUUUACAAGAAAAAUGACUCAUACUGUCCAUGUCUAUAAUCAGACAUGGGAAAAAUGCUAUAAUCAUGCAAGUGACUUACUAGUAUCUGGUUGCAUCAUUUGGUUUUACCUUGAUGUAAAAUUCUGUUUUGUUUGGCCAAUAUUGGUCUUCAUACUACGUAGGAAGUGUACCUGAUUUACUCUAAAGGUAGUCCCUGGGUUAAGAAUGCCCAGGUUACAGACGAUCGAUAGUUAAGAAUGGAGCCUAUUGUAGCAAAAUUUGAGUUAAACACACAAUGGUUCAAGUUAAAUACACAAUGGUUCGAGUUAUGAUAUGAUACUACUAAUAAGUAUUAUACAAUGAUUCUGUUUUGGCUUACAUGCAAAUUUGAUUUAAGGACAGACCUUGGGAACAGAACUCAUUCUUAAACUGGACUACCUGUACUUUGAAAUUCCUUUCCCUACCUUGGGUUUGGUGGGCAUGGGCAUUGGUCUUUCUGAAAGGUGGGGGGUUUUGUAGGCUCCGACACUUCCACGAGAUGCUAUAACUCAAGCCCACGCUCUUUCUAUGAUUGCUUGUUAGCCAAAAACAAGUAGACGUUUUAUGGUGAGCCUUUUUGGCCCUGUUUGCCUGGUGUUUGCAAAAUUUGCUGGUGUGCAAGAGGGUCUGAGGCCACACACAUGGUCCAACACCUUUCACGUUACCAUUCACCUCCACCUGUGCUGGGCUUGAAUAGGAUACCUGUCUUUCAGUCUGUAGCAGCGGUGGGGGAAGAAAGGAAGAGGCUUGGAAGCAGUGCUAGCUGGCAAGUAUUACUUUAAUUAUUGAAGUCUAGCACCUCAGGGAGCAGAGCAGUCAGUGUAGGAAAAAAGUCUCUGCUUUUCCCUUCCCCCUUUUCCCUUGCUUUGCUUUUGGGAUUUGUCUCGUUGCCUUUUCUUUACGGGUGAAGGAACAGCAAACGUUUGGCCUUGGAGAAGAGGGAUCGAGAAACCCCACCUUGUGACUGCUAUCCUGAAAGCACUUUGGUUAGGUACACAUCCUACACUAAGCCCUCUCCCUCCACUGUACAAGAAUUGUGCGGUUCCAUUAGCGCACUCACAUUCCCUUAUGCUUUGUAAAUUGGCCUCUGUGUGUCAACAUCAGCCAUAUGGGUUUCCCUAGACUCAAGGAUUAUGGUAUUUGUGUGUGCGUGGGUGUUUUUUUUUUUUUU